UGUCAUCUGUCAUCCCAUCCUUCAGCUCAAAGAGCUCAAAGAGCUCAAAGCUCCACAACGUUUUACCCGUCGUCUCCUUCGCGUCUCCUUUGUACAGCUCUAAAUAGCAUAGAACAUUCCAAUCGUAUCAUCAAUUCUAUGGCAAUACCUUCUAGAGCAACAAUCUAAACGGCCAGAUGGCCACUCCACCCGCCGACUGUCAGAAUUAUCCUCCCAACGAUUACCACAGCCCUAAGUUCCCGUCCCUCUGCUGGCCUCCUCAGGAUCCAUACUGCGCUUUAUAUUCGGUCUGGGACUCAUGGCGAUAUACACUUCUUUGGACCCUGAUCCUUUAUGCUGUCUUCCAUUUCGGAGCCGUGGGCAUCGCCCUCGCAAUGCAGAUCGGAAAGCCGCGAUUCGUAUGGAAGUACAUGCUGGCCGUCCCAGCUAUAUACGCCUUGGUUGCUGGGGCUGAGGCAUUGUUCACCGGUAGUAUUGUUGGGCUAGUGCUCGGCGCUGUCUACAUCUCUGGAUGCUACCAGAUGCCCACGUGGAUACCCUUCAUCUGGGGGUGGAUAAAUGUCUUGGUCUUAAUCGUCUCCUCCUUCACCAUCCAGGGAGGUCUAUAAAGCCCUGUGCUAUAGCCCGAAACGAGCCGUGUAUCCAAGUGCAAUAGACCUAGAAAGACCUCUCAAACCGGAAUCGAUGCAUUUCUCCCACAAUAGGAGAUAUCGAAUGAUGAGUGGCACAGCCUACUGCGACGCCUCCAGCCGCAAUAGUUGCGUGAGGCAUUAAUCAACUCGAGGUGGUCCCAGCUGAUGUAUACACCAUACUGGCCAAUGGCUAUGAGUAUCAAGCUAAUAAAGGACACUAGGAGACACAUAGCUAGUGUCAUACCGAUUGUAUACUUCUUGAGAUAACACCCCAGUAUUUUUGGGUGCUAGACUUGGAAGAAUAGGGAACGAAGUCAGUAGUUCUCGGUUUAAUAUAACCCUGUCGAUAGUAUAGCCGUAUACGGGCACAAUUUUAUGGAGGCAGCCGUAUAAAGUACUGCUAUCUCAAAUAACAUAUAUAUUCUUGCUGAAAUACAAGGUUAUCAGAACUCAUAAUACUUCACUUAUGUGACCUGGCAAAGGAAUCC
This is a messenger RNA of Daldinia vernicosa, 1120 nucleotides long. RefSeq lists its product as uncharacterized. The record is from RefSeq and is a predicted model, not a curated record. NCBI's taxonomy places the organism in Eukaryota, Fungi, Ascomycota, Sordariomycetes, Xylariales, Hypoxylaceae. The transcript is spliced from 3 exons. The coding region runs from base 177 to 608 and encodes 143 amino acids.